Messenger RNA from Nerophis lumbriciformis (worm pipefish), 2492 nucleotides. The record is from RefSeq and is a predicted model, not a curated record. NCBI's taxonomy places the organism in Eukaryota, Metazoa, Chordata, Actinopteri, Syngnathiformes, Syngnathidae.
UUCCCAGGUGUUCUGGCCUAAUGAGGGGAGCAGCUGCCCGGUGUGGGCGGGGCGUCAUCAUCACGUGACGCUAAACGGGUCCGUUUCUUUGAUUUCUUGCAAAGCGCACUUCCGCCUGGGCUUUUAUUUGAAUGGUCUGAAGCGGAAGUGGGCGUGUUUGUUAGUAAUUUGACACAAUCGAUCGGCGGCAGCGCGAGCGGCUCAGCUGUUUGAACGUUGGCGAGUUUCCGGUCGGAGUAACAAAUAAGACUCUUCGUCUUACUCGACUCACUUCGUCGUCGACACUCAAGUUCUUCUGGACCAUGUCUCUGCUGGCCCUGCUGGUCUUGGGUCUCUACCCGAACCUGCACCAGUGCGACCCGCUGCCCGGCCUGCGGACCAACGGGACCGACGUGGCGGCGGGCUGCGGGCCGUGCCAGGCGGACAUGUGCCCGGAGACCCGCGGCUGCCGAGCCGGGCUGGUGCCGGACCCGUGCGGCUGCUGCGACGAGUGCGGCAACCUGGAGGGUCAGGCCUGCGACCCCGGGGACCGGAACGUGUACUUCGGCCUGUGCGGGACCGGACUUCGGUGCCAAUUGGAUCCUCAUCCCGCGGGAAGAGAUGAGGAGGAGGAGGAGGAAGAGCAGGUGUGCGUGUGCGAGGAGCGCGAGCCUGUAUGCGGAAGUGACGGAGUGACGUAUGCAAAUAAGUGUCACUUCCGGGAGGUCGCCUUCUCCACGCCGCAACUCCACACCAAAGGGGCGGGGCCCUGCGAGACAGUUCCAGUCAUCAAGGUGGGUCCUCAGAGUCAAGUGAACGGGACAGGAAGUUGUGUGCACUUCCUGUGCGAGGUCUUCGCCUUCCCAAUGGCGUCCAUGGAGUGGCGUAAGGACGGGCGGGAUGACGUGGUCCUGCCGGGGGACGACCCCCACAUCUCUGUCCAGUCCAGGGGCGGUCCUCUGAGGUUCGAGCUCUCCAGUUGGCUGCAGAUUGAAGGGGCGGGGCCACAAGACUCGGGAACCUAUCGCUGCAUCGCCCGCAACAGCCUGGGCUCCGCCUCCGCGUCCGCCGUGCUGGGCGUGCUGCGUGCAGGAAGUGGGGAUGACGUCACGCAGGAAGUGAGAGCGGUGAAGAUACAAGAAGAGGAAGUUGGGCGCCAGCACGAAGAUGAGAAUGGAAGAAGACGUGAAGAAAGAAGGACGACUUUACCUGCAACAACAACACACCUUUGGGAAGGUUGUCGGUCUAUUCCCAGACUGGAAGUGUGCGAGUGUAAAGAUGGUGCUGAGCGAGGAGGACGCAGACAUCAGGACCACAAGAAGGUCAUCAGACUGUCCGACUGCAUCCGAGUGGUGGAGGCGGAGGCGGAGGCGGAGGCGGAGGCGGAGGCAGGUCCCAGAGACACCGGCUGCUUCCUGCUGGAGACAACGCACAAGAACUUCCUGUUUGCUGCUCACGCGCCGCAGCAGUGGACCACACUACUGUGCCAGGCAGCAUUUCCUGUCAGCUGGGCGGAGCCUAUCAGCAGGAGGCGUGGCAGCAAAGUAGAAGAAGAAGGCAUGGAGGACAACAUUUUGUACAGCAGCAGCACACAAACAUUGAGGGACUUCCGUGUGUGUGUGAGGAGGACAGAGUCAGCAGAGCGUUGUGGCCUGAAGGGAGAAGGUGUCCUGCGAGCCAGCUCAGAAGCACUCCACCUGCUGGACACUGGAGGACUUGUCACCCUCAGCUGGCCCUACAGAUUCCUGCGCCGCUUCGGGCGGGACAAGAGCACCUUCACCUUUGAGGCGGGUCGCAGGUGUGAGUCGGGGGAGGGGAGUUUUGACUUCGACACCAAGGAGGGUAACUUCCUGUUCCAGGCGGUGGAGGCCGCCAUCAGCCUGCAGCGUGUCCGUCACACGUCCAGAGGAGGGCUCGUCAACCUGGAACUUUCUGCUGCCCCCGUCCUGCCCCCUUUACCCAAAGCCCCGCCUCCUUCCUACCGUGAUGACCCACAAUCCUCUUCUGCUCAGGUGGAUGUGGAUCUGCUUGGAGUUGACAAGUUGACCUUAGUCCCUAAGAAAAGAGUCCACGUGAUCUGCGGCUCCCCGCUGAACCCUAACCUCUGCGCCCCCGAGCCGUGGUCCCUGGAUCAGACUUACUCGCAGGUCACGUGGGACACAAGCACGCCGCCCCUCCCCAAAGACUACUCUCUCCCGUUCCACGCCGUCUCCAAGAAGGACACUCUGCGCGCCGAGCGUCUCCUUGACCGCGAGGUCCUGACCACGGCCUACGAGAACCAGGACCACAUUUACGACGAGCUGCAAAGCUGCGUGGGCCCGCCCUCCGAGUACGAUGACCCCGAGGAGCUGAGGGGAGACGCCUGGAGGACCAUGGCUACCGCCGUGGACCAUGACGGACCAAGCCAGAGGUCACUUCCUGUCGCCCGGCAGGAAGCAGAAGGAGAAGAUGUGAUCAGCAGAAUAACAAAGUAGGGGGUGGAGCCAAAUAAAACACUUUCUUUAUAAACCAAA